Molecule: messenger RNA, 408 nt
Organism: Recurvomyces mirabilis
Lineage: Eukaryota; Fungi; Ascomycota; Dothideomycetes; Mycosphaerellales; Teratosphaeriaceae
Exons: 1
Coding region: 1-408 (135 amino acids)
Source: RefSeq, a predicted model, not a curated record
AUGCAACAACGCUGGGUCUCUAUCAAUCCAGUCGCUCCAGCCUCAGUCCCGCCCAGGUCCACCAGGAAAAUCAGCUACCUCUCCAACGAGUUUAUCGUUGGGCUUGUUGAGGAUCCUCCCGGCACUCCACUGGGUGUGCCAGAGCCACCCAAGUGGAAAACACGAGCCGAGUUCAAGGACUGGCUGCAUGGUUGUGACGCUGCCAAGGGCGAUGAAGAAGACUUGGAGGAAAGUGCGGAGGACACGUCCGAAGACGAAGAGGACUGGGCUAUCGCUGCAGGAGGUUCCACGAUCACCAGAGUGGACUCGGCGACCGCUGUCAAUGACCUAGCGAACGAAACUAAGAGUCGCGCGAACUCUGAGGAGCAAAUGCUUUUGGAGUUCCUCUCACUGUCUAUCUCCCCAUGA